AUGGAACGCACGUUGUCGCUGGGCCCUAACUACAACGUCCAAAACAACAGGAGUAUUCCAUACGUUCGGUUCGUUGCCGACGUCGAGAAUGCGAUUAGGAAGAAAACGGAGUUUGUCGGCGAAGACGUCGAAGAAGCGGCCAAGAAGCGGACCGAAGCCGAAGAUAUGAGAGCGGAGGUUUCUAACAUGAUAUCCAACUACGUAAACUACCAACACCAACAACACCCAAAAGAAAACAACUGGAUCCAACAGGACAUCAUGCGUAGUAAACACUUCUUGAGAGCGAACGAUCAGCUGUACGUGACAAGGGCAGACAAAGGGAAUAAGGUGGUUGUCAUCGGAGCAGAAGAGUAUCGAAGUAAGAUGAGAGAACUUGUAAACGACACAACCACGUACAGACAGCUUGAAGGGGAUCCCACUCACACCAUCUUGAGUGAGCUAAACACUCUUGUCAAGCAAUGGUGGACAGAUAAACAAAUUAGUGGCCCCAAGAAACGGGAGCUGCUUCUGUUCCACUGCAACCCCCCGCGGAUCUACGGCCUCCCCAAAAUCCACAAACCGAACAGACCACUCCGCCCGGUAGUGUCGACGAUUGGGACAGCCACAUACAAAAUGGCCAAGUUCCUCGCGGGCAUACUGGGUCAUCUGGUAGGGAAGACCAACAGUCACGUGAGGAGCAGCUUCACCUUCGCUGAAGAGAUCACUAAGGUGGAAGUACCUGAUGGCUGCGUUAUGUACUCGCUGGAUGUAGUCUCGUUGUACACUAACAUCCCGGUGGACAAAAUCUACAGGUGUAUCAAGUACGAAGGUAAGAUUUACGGCCAAACCUUCGGCGUCCCGAUGGGGUCUCCUCUCUCUUCGGUAGUCUCCGACAUUGUGAUGGAAAAGCUCGAACGAAAAAACAUCAACAAACUGCAGCAGAAAAACAUCACACUCCAUGUGUACAAACGCUACGUCGACGACUGCUUUGUGGUAGGAAGAGAAGAAGACAUUGCCACCGUCGUUGAUACCUUCAACUCAACGUACGAAAGCCUGCAGUUUACGUUGGAGAGAGAGAAAGACGCCUCCAUUAGGUUUCUCGAUCUCACGUUGACUAGAGCAGGACGAAAGAUCGAGAAGAAGUGGUACCCCAAACAAGAGAACGGUCGAUACCUGGACUACCUCUCGGAGAGUCCACGGUGUCACAAACGCAACACUGCUAUUGCUCUGGUUGACCGGGCACUUAUGCUAACCGAUCCGGACAAGCGACCCGAGAGCAUACGCAUAGUAAAGAACAUCCUACGGACCAACAACUAUCCAGCAUGGUUCAUCUCGCGCACUCUAAAGGAGAGGGUGCACUUUCUGUACAACUCUCUCGAGCGGGAGAGAAAAAGAGACGAGAGAGCGAACUCGUACGCAUCAGUGGCGUAUAUCCCUCACCUCAGCGAGAAGGUUGGGAAAGCGCUACGCAAACACGGCGUUGUCGCUGCAUACAAGCCAAACAACAAGAUCAAGAACACGGUUUUCAGCAAAUUGAAGGAUAAAAUCCCCAUGAUGCAGCAGACAAACGUCGUGUACAGCGUACCGUGCGGAGCCUGUGCCGACAAGGUGUACAUCGGACAAACCUCGCAGAAGCUUGAGAAGAGGCUGAGACAGCACAAGGACGCGGUCAGAACCAACACCCCCAGCUCUGGUCUUGCCCAGCACUCGUUGGAGUUAGGACAUGUAUUCGACUUCUCCCGAGCGAGCAUUGUGGAGAAGGUCGAAACCGAGAGACUGAGAUGUACAGCAGAGAUGUUACACAUCAAAAUGAGGGGCAGUGGAGCCGUCAACCUGCAGAGAGAGUCGGCGUCGCUCUCGUCGUCGUACAACUGCCUGCUCAAGAAGAUACGCGAGACGGAAAGAGCGACGCGGCCAGCUGUAGCAGUCCAGGCAACCCAGCAGGAGGAGUAG
Culex pipiens pallens (northern house mosquito) is the source of this 1932-nucleotide messenger RNA. RefSeq lists its product as uncharacterized. The transcript has 2 exons. Bases 1 to 1932 code for a protein of 643 amino acids. NCBI's taxonomy places the organism in Eukaryota, Metazoa, Arthropoda, Insecta, Diptera, Culicidae. The record is from RefSeq and is a predicted model, not a curated record.